This is a messenger RNA of Drosophila takahashii, 1959 nucleotides long. It is a transcript of the gene Whamy, whose product is annotated as WHAMM and JMY related. Gene Ontology annotation, molecular function: actin binding. Gene Ontology annotation, cellular component: actin filament. The record is from RefSeq and is a predicted model, not a curated record. NCBI's taxonomy places the organism in Eukaryota, Metazoa, Arthropoda, Insecta, Diptera, Drosophilidae. Gene Ontology annotation, biological process: actin filament polymerization.
ACACAGCUGCUCCGGUGCACACGCGCCAUGGAGGAUCUCACAUACGCCUACAUUUCGGAGCCCGUGGAGUUUCGGCAACUGGAGGGCCGGGCCAUUGACUUCCGCAAGACCUUCGAUCUGCGGGGCCAGGGCACCGAUGAAAUGCUCCAGUUGUACCUAAGGAAGGCCAACCUGUCCGACGACCUCGAGCGCCUGCCGGCUAUCAUGCGGCGCGCCUACGUCUAUGACAUAAUUAGGAGCAAUAAGGCUCCCGGUUACUGGGUGCCACCUUCCAUGCAAGUGAGCACCGACGUCUUUGCCCAUCCGCCGCCUGCAGUUCGUCCGCCGCCCUACUACGCCGACAAUUUGAGCACCAACGCCAGCAUCGACGGCAUGAAGAGCUCCUCCUCCUCGAACAGCCUGGACAGGUAUGCGGGCGCACCGCCCUCGGUGGCCCUGGCGGGUCCCAGCUUCGCCACCAGCGUCUUGGUCAGCAGCAAGGGCUCCAAGUACGAGAUCAGCGGACCGGUCAACUUCCAGCACGUUUCCGGCGAUGUGACGCGGGAUCGGACGCGAAAUGCCUUCGAUUUGAGUGCCGAUUCCAACGACAAGGUGCUCAGGAAGUACAUGAUGGAGCGGGGCAUCACGGAGGCGGAUAUCAGCCACAUGCGACACCAGGAUGUGGUCACGAAAAUUAUCCACUCCAACUUUACAUGGAUGCCACCCAAGAGGGAUCUUCAGGCCCAGCCGAAAGUCCAGGAAACGGUUAGACCGCUGCUCUAUGCCACCAUUUCCACGAACAACCAGAUCACGCCUCCUCCCUCGCCGCCACCGCCUUCCGUGGUUAACAUUUCGAAGCCCACGGCGGCUCCAAACUUCUCCAACUACGCCUCGCUGACUUCGCGGUUUGUGGAUAUCUCAGAUCUGGAUUUGCCCGGUGCACCGACACCUGUUAGUCAGCCAGAAGUGGGAGCAGUGAUUCCCGUUCAUGUCCAACCCCAGCAGAUGAGCAGACCGAAGGUUCCGCCGCCUCCGUCGGCGGUCAUGGCCAAGAACACACAUGGCGGCUAUCCAGCAGCCAUUGAUAUACGCCAAGUGCGACCUGCUGCCUCGCCCAAGGUGUCCAAUGAGACCUAUGCCACCAUUGCGCCGCAGCGAAAGGUGGGCUCCAUGCGCGUCCCGCCGCCAGCGCCGCCAAAGCCAACAAUAGUGCCCAGUUCCACGGGAUCCUCGCUGUAUGCCGUGUCCCCGGUGCAGUAUGCUCCUGUUGCCAAGCCAGCGCCUCCUGCUCCUCCAGCCAAGCCGACUUCUAGGGUUCCCUCUGCUUAUAUGGCGCCGCUGCCGGUGCAGAGUACAAAGAUGACUCCUCCUCCGCCGCCAGCUCCCCAGGCAGCACCUGCAGGAGUUCCAGCACCACCGCCGCCGCCGCCUCCUAUGCCAGUUGCCGCUGCGGGCGGAGCACCUCCCCCGCCGCCGCCUCCACCAGGAGGAUUGGCUGGAGUUCCGCCGCCGCCUCCAAUGCAGAAGUCACUGCCCCAGGCUGCUCCGGCUGCCGCCGCCGGCGGAGAUCCAAGGGAUGCCUUCCUGGCGAGCAUCCGUCAGGGAGUAACACUCAAGAAAGUGGAUCAAAAGGCGGCCACCAUAAGCGGCAUCAAGCCGCGUCCGGAACGUAAGCCAGCAAGCACCGACUUCCUCAGUGAACUGAAGCUGGGAAUAACCCUGAGACGGGUCAAAAACCCGGCGGAUAAUCCCUAUUCCGAGGAAUCCGAAUCGCAGGCGUAACCAUUUGGCGGUUAAACUUUUGACUGCGCCGCAGUUUACAACACUGAAACGAGCGGGCAAGGUUGCCAGACUGAGAAAAUGCGCCUUAAUUUAAAAUUGCACCAACUUACCCUUUAAUUUUAAUAUUAAUCACCAUGACAAAGAGCAUUAACGUUUGUAAAUAAAAUUGUUAUCGCCAGAUAUGAUAUACACUAUCAU